UUGGCCGUGGAAAAUGUAUUUAACCCUAAUGUUAAAAAGUAAAAAGAAAAAAGAGGUUGAAUCUGGUAAUCAGCCAUCAAAUCCGAGUGCAGAUUAGUCGCAUGAAGAGUUGUUCUCUUUCCCGGAACGGCAUCUACGUUCUGUUAUUAGUCCACUGAGAUUCCUCGCCUAAAAUUCCACUCUUCACCAAAACCCUAAUUGCAGAUAUCCCUUUUCUUGUCAUGAAUUUCUUUUACUUAACCCCAAAUACCCCAACCCCCAUCAUCCACAUCCACUUUUACGCUCAGAUGAAUAAAGAUACAGCAAACUGAAGAGGCGGAUCCAAAUGGGUCGAACUGGUAAGCUACGCCGGUGGAGAAUUUCUUUCUCCAGAUCUUCCUCUACCGCCUCGACCGCCACUGCAGCCGUCAACAAGAAGGAGCCGCCGAAAGAGUUCAUCUGCCCCAUUUCUAACUCGCUGAUGUUCGAUCCUGCCGUCGUUUCCUCCGGCCAGACUUUCGAGCGAGUAGCUGUCCAUGUCUGCAGGGAUUUGGGUUUCACGCCUACGCUUCCCGACGGUUCGACGCCGGAUUUUUCGACCCUCAUACCCAAUCUUGCCCUGAAGACUGCUAUCGUCAAUUGGUGCUCGAAAUCCGGGUUGGAGCGCCCGAGCCCACCUGUUUAUUCGGAUGUUGAAUCGAUUGUGCGCUCUCUCAGUGGCUCCGCCACGUCGGAGAAGCAAGAGAGUUCCAGAAAUAGGGCUUUGGAGAGCGAAUUGCUGAAGGGCGUCGCUGAAAGACCCCCGAUUUUCUUCACGCGUGCUGCCAGUGAAUUGAACCCCAGGAAUUUGUACUCUCCUGCGAGCUCUGAAGAGUCCGUUAUCGCCAACACGACGCCGCUUUUGCCCUUCGAGACGCGGCCCUCUUGCUUUUCACACUCUUCUUCCCCUUCAACUUCGUCGGAGUUCGUUUCCGACGAGGCGUCGUCGAACUAUGUUUCUGCUUCAUCUUCGAUUUCGUCUUCGGAGGAUGAGAAUUUUGUAAAUAAGUUGAGAAGUUUUGAUGUUUACGAGCAAGAGCAAGCUGUGAUUCUUUUGAGGAAAACUACAAGAACAGACGAAGAAGCAAGGGCCGCGCUUUGCACAGAGAGGCUUUUAUUUGCUCUGAAGCAUUUGCUGAAUUCAAGGUACGCCGCCGUGCAGACCAACGCCACGGCGGCGCUGGUUAAUCUGUCGCUUGAAAAGGAAAACAAACUUAAGAUUGUCAGAGCUGGGAUUCUUCCAUCUCUGAUUGAUAUUCUAAUGAACGGAUUCGAAGAAUCGCGCGAGCACGCCGCGGGCGCGAUUUUCAGCUUAGCGCUUGAAGAUGACAACAAGACGGCAAUCGGCGUUCUCGGCGCUUUGCAGCCAUUACUCCACUUGCUGAGAUCCGGCAGCCGGCGGGGCCGUCACGACGCUGCUUUGGCGCUGUAUCACUUGACUCUGAUGCAGAGUAACAGAACGAAAAUGAUAAAGCUUGGAGCCGCUGGGAUUUUAGUGGGGUUGCUGAACGAUACAGAAGUGGCGGCGCGUGUCGUGCUGGUGGUGUGCAACCUGGCGGCGUCCGACGAGGGGCGGGCGGCAUUGUUGGACGCCAAUGCCGUGCAGUGCUUAGUGGCCGCAUUAAGAAACAGCAGUGAUUUGGACGCCGAGUCAACUCAGGAGAACUGUGUUGCCGCUCUAUACUCAUUGAGUCAUGGGAGCUCGAGGUUUAAUCGGCUGGCGAUGGAUGCCAGGGUGGAAGAUGUGUUGCCGGUGGUGGUGGAGACGGGGAGUGAGCGGGCGAGAGAGAAGGCUAGGCGGAUUUUGGUGGGGUUGAGGCGGGAAGACGUGAUAGAUGAAGGGGAGGAAGUCGACUGGGAGGCGGUGAUGAAGGGUGGAGUGACUCGAGCGAGGAGCCGAAUUGGGAGGAGUCAUGGGCGUAACUCAGUCGAGUUCUGAGUUUUCAUAAAAUUCUUGCCCAAAUUGAAUUUAAUCGAACAUUCACAACAAAGUAAUUUACUAACGACUUUUUUCAAGAAAAUAGCAAAUCAAAAAAUCAAGAAAAAGUCGUGUUGGUCUCUAAUUGGUUGGAUUCGAUCAAAUUCAAUUUGGAUACGAAUUUCUUGUUUGUGUAUAAUUACUUAGGCAUGUAAAUGUUGAUGGUCGCUUCCAUAUCCUAUGGGCUUUUGAUUUUAUUGAGAGGUUGGGGGCCUAACUUUUUUUGUUUC
This is a messenger RNA of Sesamum indicum (sesame), 2226 nucleotides long. Its product is annotated as U-box domain-containing protein 40. The record is from RefSeq and is a predicted model, not a curated record. Gene Ontology annotation, molecular function: ubiquitin-protein transferase activity; protein binding. NCBI's taxonomy places the organism in Eukaryota, Viridiplantae, Streptophyta, Magnoliopsida, Lamiales, Pedaliaceae. Gene Ontology annotation, biological process: protein ubiquitination.